Diospyros lotus (date-plum) is the source of this 1231-nucleotide messenger RNA. RefSeq names its product GDSL esterase/lipase At5g62930. Gene Ontology annotation, molecular function: hydrolase activity, acting on ester bonds. Lineage: Eukaryota; Viridiplantae; Streptophyta; Magnoliopsida; Ericales; Ebenaceae. The record is from RefSeq and is a predicted model, not a curated record. The transcript is spliced from 8 exons. The coding region runs from base 163 to 891 and encodes 242 amino acids.
GCGAGAGAUCGCCGACGGCGUCCUUCAGCUCGAUCGUCGUCGUCUUCAGAAAUUUCAUUUUAUGCCUCAGUUGACAUUUGGAAAUAUGAAUAGAACUCAACUUGCAAGGUUCGUCCAUUUGGUUUGGAGAAUUUGGUUGCAUUGAUGCGGUGACAGCAAAGUAUGAGAUCACAAAUAGUGCUGUUUGGGGACUCCAUCACCGAGCACUCUUUCGGAUCAGGGGGAUGGGGUGCUUCUCUCGCUGAUAAUUACAGUCGCAAGGCUGACGUAGUGCUCCGCGGGUAUGGUGGAUACAACACUCGCUGGGCCUUGUUCCUUUUGCAUCACAUUUUCCCUCUGGGCUCUGCAACACCUCCUGUUGCUGCCACAAUCUUCUUUGGAGCUAACGAUGCAGCUCUUUUUGGGAGGACGAGUGAAAGGCAACAUGUACCCAAGGAAGAAUACAAGGAAAAUCUCAGAAGAAUUGUACAUCAUUUGAAGGAAUUCUCUCUUACCAUGCUAGUAGUGAUCAUAACUCCACCACCUGUUGAUGAGGAAGGACGCAUGGCAUAUGCAAGAUCUUUGUAUGGUGAGAAAGCAAUGGAGCUUCCAGAAAGAACAAAUGAAGUGACAGGAGUGUAUGCGCAGCAGUGUGUUGAAUUGGCAAAGGAACUGGGUAUUCCCUCCAUCAAUCUAUGGUCUAAGAUGCAGGAAACGGAAGGUUGGCAAAAGAAGUUCCUCAGUGAUGGCUUGCACCUGACACCAGAAGGCAAUGCAGUCGUCCACAGAGAAGUUGCGCGAGUUUUUGGUGAAGCAGGGCUUGCUGCUGCAGAAAUGCCAUACGAUUUCCCUCAUCACUCGCAGAUUGAUGGGAAGAACCCUGAAAGGGCCUUUCAGAUACAAUGCUCGUGAUGUUAUUGAGUUUUGGAUCCUAAUGAUGGGAACUUCAUUUCUUUGAUUAUCCAUUGACAACCCAAAUGUCCAUUUUAUGUUGAUUCUAUUAAUAUCUGAUUAAUUAGAACCACAAGUUGUGGCUUUGCUGUGAAUCAGAAUCUUCAUUCAGCUGGAUUGUGAUUUAGAACUAAAAUUUGGUAUCCAAUGGAUGAAACUGAAACUGAAACUGGAAUUGGAAUUGGCCAACUUGAGAGCGUUUUUAAUGGUCCUAUUUGACUCUAUGAGUAUAAAUUUAUAACAUUUUGCCAAAUUUCUUUCUUUAGGAUCAUCAAAUUAUAGCACAUGGCAAGAUAGAGGC